UGAGCGUGGGAUGACGGUCUGAGAAUCGGGGGAAGUGCGCGUUGGCAUGGCUGCGGCGCGAGAAACGGACGCGUUUGAUGCGAUUGUCAUGGCGGAGGCGAGAUUUCAUGGUGAAGGCUAUCAAGAGGGCUAUGUUGAAGGAACUCAUGCUGGUGUCAUUGAAGGAAGACAAUAUGGAAUACAACAGGGUGCCAAAAUUGGCUUAGAAAUUGGAUCAUACCUUGGUUUUUCGAUGACAUGGCUGAGGUUGCUUCAAAAACACUCGGAUGAUAAACACAGUAAAAAAAUUAAGGUGCUAGAAUCCUUAAUAGAAACGAUCCAGAGAUUUCCUCAUCAGGACCCAACUUAUGACAGUCUUCAAGAAGACCUCGAAAGAAUGAGAGGAAAAUUUAAACAGGUUUGCUCCCUGCUGCAUGUACCAUCUGAUUUCAGACUCAGUAGGGAAGGAUCUGCACUUUCAUUUUGAAAUCGGCAUGAACAGAGAAGACAUCUUUAACUGAAUUUAAGAACUGGUUGAGUCUUGUAAAAAAGGGCAACAUAAGGCUGAGAAAGUAUUUUGUCAGAGAGGAAAGCUGAUUCAUGCCUCACAAGCUAGGAUUCUAAAGUGAAAUUCAACUAAGGUUUGGGAUCCUGGCUUACUCUACACAGGUAUGUGCAUUGGUCCUGUGAGUUGGGGCUUGUUUAAACUGGGAAUUUUCAACCAAGCUCCUUGUGCAAGAGAAUGUGGUAGAAGUGAGUGCACAGACACAGCAGACAAACUGUUCUUGUGCCCCAACAAAACUCUGUUUAAUCACAGUUUAUCAUGACAUCUGAAUUCUGCCUAAAUCUGAAACAUCAGAUACAAAACAGUGUUUUGGGAGUGCCACUUAUAUUAAGUAGUUAACAUUUUGAAGUUCUUAGGCAUGCUUAGGAAGCUGUUUUUAAAGAUUUCAUUCAUAAAUUGAACAUAGCUUUUGAAAGAUU
Molecule: messenger RNA, 963 nt
Organism: Eublepharis macularius
Lineage: Eukaryota; Metazoa; Chordata; Lepidosauria; Squamata; Eublepharidae
Gene: LTO1
Product: LTO1 maturation factor of ABCE1
Exons: 5
Coding region: 47-466 (139 amino acids)
Source: RefSeq, a predicted model, not a curated record